This is a messenger RNA of Struthio camelus australis, 6382 nucleotides long. RefSeq names its product MOB kinase activator 3B (gene MOB3B). Gene Ontology annotation, cellular component: cytoplasm. The record is from RefSeq and is a predicted model, not a curated record. NCBI's taxonomy places the organism in Eukaryota, Metazoa, Chordata, Aves, Struthioniformes, Struthionidae.
AAAUUGUCAUGCAGUAUUCUCUCUGCUAAAAUUAUAUGCAUAUUAUGUACGAUGAGCACUCACUGUAAAACACAGGAACAUGAAACCUUUCAGGAAGGCUUUCAAGAGGAAUAGCCGGUAGACUGGUCUAAAGUCAACAAGCGCUUUUGGGACAAAAAGAACAGGGCCUGGAGGACCUGUGGCAGGGAGCAACUGUUUUUAAAUACCUAUAUUAAAUCUCCGCAGUGCUUCUCUGCUGGUUGCUGCAAGGUAAGAAAUUACCAGACAUGUCUAUAGCACUCAAGCAAGUCUUUAAUAAGGAUAAGACCUUCCGUCCAAAGCGCAAGUUUGAACCUGGGACCCAGAGAUUUGAGCUUCAUAAACGAGCGCAGGCCUCUCUGAACUCAGGUGUGGACUUGAAAGCAGCGGUGCAGUUGCCAAGUGGAGAAGAUCAAAAUGACUGGGUGGCCGUCCAUGUUGUUGACUUCUUCAACAGGAUCAACCUCAUUUAUGGAACUGUCUGUGAGUUCUGCACAGAGAGGACCUGCCCAGUGAUGUCUGGAGGCCCUAAGUAUGAGUACCGGUGGCAGGAUGACAUGAAGUACAAGAAGCCCACAGCAUUGCCAGCACCUCAGUAUAUGAACCUUCUCAUGGACUGGAUCGAGGUGCAAAUCAACAAUGAGGAUAUAUUUCCUACAAGCGUAGGUGUUCCCUUUCCAAAGAAUUUCCUUCAGAUCUGCAAGAAGAUACUCUGCCGGCUUUUUCGGGUGUUUGUUCAUGUCUACAUUCAUCACUUUGACCGCAUCAUCCUUAUGGGGGCUGAGGCCCAUGUCAAUACCUGUUACAAGCACUUUUAUUACUUUGUGACGGAGCUCAACCUCAUAGACCGCAAAGAACUAGAGCCUUUGAAAGAGAUGACAACCAGGAUGUGUCACUAAAAAGCUACGCAUUGAAGAGAAGCAAAACUCAAUUUCUUACUUACUGCAGAGCUUAAGGACAUGACAGCCCUUGUGAGCUGAACCUGCUUGUUCAGCCAUAGGAAGGGAAAAGUUGAGAAGGAAGUUGAGAAACAGGAAAGUGGAGAACCACAGUUAUUUUCACAGAUGCCUCCCAGCACUGUCAAUGUUCUUAACCCUGAAUAUGCUGCUAUGUCAUCUGACACGGAUUACUACGAAAAAAAGAGUCGGCUUCAUAUUAGCUCUAGCUCCUCCAUUAGGGAUGAGAACCUCUUUAGCCAUGAAUGAUGACAGACCAUGUUCCUGCUGCUAAGGCUUCACUGAAGUUCAGGUCCCUAAGCUGACCUCCAGAUUUAUCAUUCUGAAAUGAAACUGUAUUAGCUGCAGUGUUAUUUUCUUUUUGUUUUGUUUCUCAGUAAUGUGGAUUGUUUCCAAGUACAAUGGAAUAUUAAGACACUCUGGAAUCACAGAAGACUUUGAGACUUUAAUGUCCCCAACCUCUCACCAGGCCACCCAAUGCCUUGUCAGCAAUCCCAAAUGCCUUGUAUUUAAAGGCACCCGGUUGUGGUUGUGUCGUCCAGCUGAUUAGGCAGUUUGUACUUCAUUGUGACCCAUAAUUAGUUGACAAUGGGACAGAUUCUGGUAUCAAUUACAUUAGUGGGAAUCCAAAUUUAGCUCUGCAAUGCUGAUGGCUUUUCUUUGAAUUCAUACUUAUAUGACUGACAGAAAAUCUACUCAGUAUCUCUACACUACAGAAAAAAAGCAAAAAAUAAAAAACAAAAGCAGCUAUAGUCAACAUUCUCCUGAAAUACCUUAUAAGUGCACUGCUCUGUCAUGUAAUUUGAUAUGCCCUGCCACUCUCAGAAAAGGGAUCCCUCUCAUUCACCUUAAAGUUUUUUUCUUUCCAGGAAAAAGAGGUUUUAAUUUGGUAAUUGGGAGGAAGAUAUGGUGAAGAUAAGCAGUUUAAGGGUUAGGACUGGAAGUCCUGAGUGCUCCUCUCCAUUGCAUCUGAACAGUGUUCAGCAGUAUAGCCUGCUUUUCACACCUGAAUAAUACAUAUUUUUUUCUCCUGUACUCAGUCCAACUUAACUAACACAUCUGUGGGCAGCCUGGAAGGGUCGACUGCAGUAAGUUCAGUCUUCUAUGUUAAAUAUGCCCUGAUAAGAGGCUUUCUUUAAAAAAAAAAAAAAAAAAAGUGCUAGCGUAAUACUUACAGCGAGACGCUCACAAGAGAGAUAUAGUUGAAUAAAUGGGAAUCAAGUGGAACAUACCUGUAUAUUCUUUGCCUUCUAAUGAAUUUUGCACAGUUUUGUUAGUGUGAAAGAUCAUUCUUUCCUUAGGAAGUGCUGAACCCUGCUGCUGUCUUCCCACCCAACUGAAUAACCUAUGUUUACUGUUGGGACUGUAUCAGAAGCAAAUCUAGUAUAAUAUCCAGUGAUUGCAACAUGUGAAAUAGAAGUGCCGCAGUCACUGAACAGUAACAACAAACCUCUCUGAGCUCAUGUUGUGGUAUAUUCUGAUUUGCUUGCCUGCUUGCUUACACAGGGCUUGGUUGCAGAAGUGCAAAUAGUAGAGAUUACAGAGACAAAGGGCUUUUAUCUGUGAACAUUGGAUAUAACUAAGGUGGAGACUUUUCUGCAUCCUUAGAAUUAUGCAAGUAGCCUUAUCCUUUGCUUUCAGGGAAUGAAUUGAGGUGUUCCUACCUCCUUUAAUGCUCUUUGCAAUCAGGUUAACUCUUUGGGGAUUCGAAGGCACAGAGAUGCCUUUUUUUUUGGAGGCUGGCACUUAAGCAGAAUAUAACUAACUUGUGGGAUUCAUUGCAACAGAUACUGCUGAGCUUAGUAGCCUCAUUUUAAAGAAGAAGAGAAAUGUGUACAUCUUUGGAAGAAAGCUAAACAAAUAGAUGUGGAUCCUAACUGCCUGGAAUCAGUUAAUAAGUAACAUCAGUUACUUAUUAAAGGGUUUCUUGUACCAUUCUCUAAAGUGCCUGGGUCUUGGCUUUGUUGGAGAUGGAGCUGUAGCCAAUACAGUGCUCUUGAAUUUUACUGCUGUAAACUCCCAGCUAGCGUUCUCACAGCUGGGCAGCACUGCAGUGCUAUAUUUUAAAAAUUAAUGUAAAGAUGAAGUCUAUGGAAUUUUGUGCAGAAAGAUCAAAGUGGCACUAGAUAAAUGAAAAAAAGUAGUAUUUUAAGUAUAAAAUCAUUUAUUCUCCAUUUUGUUAAGCUACUUCCUAUAUACUGUUUUGAGUCUUAACUAGAGCACAGUCCAAAGAUGAACCAGAAUUUGUACCCAGUCAUUUAGAAUUACUUUUGAAUAAGCUUUUUUGUAAUUACAUGAAUCUCAGUGUGUUUGCAAAACUUAUCUGUGGAGGGAUAUUUUCCUUUUUCUAAAACUAUCUUUCAAUUUAAUAAAGUUUUAUGUUUCAUUUUCAAGUCCAGCACACUUUAUGAAGCAAAGGAGAUAAUACUCUGCAUUAUAUGACUCUGUAAUGCAGAGUGGAACCUUAGAGAAUUUGUGUUUGACCAGCCAAAAUUCCAGAGCAUAAUCAGAAGAGCUCAUUCCAACCCAGGAGCUGAACCAGUCACAGAGAAGUGCAGAAUGUACUCAUUUGGUUGCUUAUUUUGGUGAGAAAAACGUGGAGUUGUACUCCAGCUUAUAUUUUCUCUUUGAGCACUUUUUCUUGCUAUUUUUGUUAGCUUUGCUGAUGUGGUGGCAGGUAUGAAGCCCAAACCCUAUGUAAGAGAGACGUGACUGGCUUUAUGGGCACCCUUUUCUUUUUACCUACAUGCCAGGCUAAGAGCUGCCUGGCAUCUGGGCAUUUUACAUCUGUGGAACUGGCUUUGUUAUUUAUUUAAAAUACCAUAUAGAGCCUAAAAGCCAAACUUAAGUGUGCUAGGUGAUGAUGAAAUACAGUACCUCCCAAUGACAGGACUGGGCCUUUGGCAGAAAAUCUCCCAACAAGUAUUUCUGUAUUUAGUAAAGAUGUAUUCAGCCAUCAUCUAACCAUCUCAUGCUAUGGGCCAUUUCUUCUUCUCCUAUGCUUGAGAUUUGAUACCCCAACAAGAAUAAUGUCUGGAAUGUGGUAACACUACAUUGAAGUGUCAUAUUACCUCCUCUCACAGAGGUGGAAGCGGCAGUGUCCUGUUGGAGCUAGUUCGGAAGAAUCCCAGCUUCAGCAGUAAUUUCCUCAGGACCACCUGUAGACAGAAUCUUAUUUUGGUUGUUAAUCACAGGUCCUGAUUUAUGUGAUUCCUCAGGAUAUGUAAUCAGAACUGUAGUUUAAAUGUGAUAGUAUGCAAAAGCCCCAAUUUCAUCCUGCUGAGGAAAUCUUUCUUGAUCCUAACAAUUAUGUAUGCUUCUAGUUAUCCUCCAGCUUGUGUUUUACCUCAGUUUCAUAUGGUUCUGGGAUUCUGUUUUUUUUCAUUUUUUAUUUUGUUUUCUUACCUUCCUAGUCCUUCAGUCAGGUCUUGUUUUUCUUGUCUUAGAAAAGUUUUUUGAGUCUGGUACUUAACUUAAUUAUUAAGAGAUAUUGUUGGUGUUAAGGUUCAGGGUAAUACAGGUGGAAUCAUUUUAGCUGAUUGAGACCAUAGCCAGCCUUACUUCAGAACGUGGAAGACUGCUGGGAUACCAGAAUUGCCUUCAGGAAUUAAAGAUUUAAUAAUUUUCAUUGCUUUGUCUCUGUAAUAUGGGAUUUUGUAAUGAACUUUCGCUCUGUGGGAACGUAGGAUUAGCAGUACACUUCAGUGAUAUAUAUAACCUGAAACAGAUAUUAAUAUAACCUCGCUGAGCUUCUCUUGGGAGGGGAGUCCUAGGGACUACCAAACCAAGUUUUGAUUUGCUAACACACAGCAGUGAAAUUGGUGGUUUCCAUCAGCUCUCAGAGAAGGUGGGUACUUCUAAAGGCUUGAGUUUUCUCUGAGAACGCAAACUCUAAGCAGCAAAAAAUUGUACCCUACAAGAUAUUCAAAUCUUCUGGCCAAUGCACUCGUUAAGAUCAUGAAAGGGAGAGAUGAGGAAAACAAUUAAUUCAUAACUCUAAACGGACGUACAGACAACUAGUAAACACAUGCAAUAGCCCAAGGGGUAACACUGUCAAUAGUGAUUGUGUAAGAAAAUGCCUGUAGCUCUGUGUAUAGGACACAGGUUCCUUGGGGAAUGGUACCCUAUAGCAGUAGUAUUAUGUCUCUGUUAACAUUAGCCUCUCAGGUCUUUGUUCUUAUGUGUCAGAGUUCCUUGUAUCUUCUUCCCAGCAAAGGCCAGCCUUCUUUCAGGCAGAGCGAUCUAGAUAGAUAAAGAUCCAAGGACUCAAGCUGCUUCCUUUCCAAAACCAUGGAAAGGAAUAUUUUAUCACCUUGUACUCCAAGUUGAAUAAACUACACGUUCUGGAGCCUUUCACUUCCUGCUUCUUCUAUCUGUUCUUCAGGUUUCUUUUAUUUUCUAGGAGAGAAGUCUCAGAGCUCACCAUGUGCCUUUUAACUUCCCCCAAGGAAGAUGUUGUUAAGAAGAGCAGCUUUUCCUCCUCUUUUAUGCCUCUAGAAGGGAAAACAUUGCACCUAGGCUCUCUGAAAAGCUGUGAGCACAAGUUGGUUUUUCAUUCUCUCUUCAGAAGAGUAGAAGUGGAGGGCAGGAGAUACUUGCAAGCACUGUGUAAUAGGAUGUACUAUGUAUAAAACAGGAAUAUGCUUCUAUCACAUGCUGUGUUUCAGGUGCUUUGAGAAGGGGACAGCACCCAAUAUAAACAAGUGGUCAGUAAUAAAGCUUUUUUUCCUAUACAUUGGAAGAAAUUAAAGAUAUUUUCAGCAGUUAUGCAAAGAAGUCCAAGGGCAAAGCAAAUCAAAUCAGUAAUAAGAACGCAGUAGUGAUAUACAUUUAAAUCCAAAAUGAUCAAGGCUGAUUCUUUGUGUAUUUCAUGCUGAAGAGAGGCAGCAUUUUCCAUGGUCUAGCCAAAUGACGUUGAAGAUUUUAAAGCAGCAGUUGUUUCUUUUCUGUUUUAGUAAGUUUUCUUCUUUUAACACAGAUAUAUUAUAAUAAAAAGUUAUAACACAAUAUUAUCCCAGAGGAAAAAAAAAUACUCACUUGUCUGAUCUAAUUCAUGUGUACAUGUGCAUGUGCAUAUGGGUGUGCAGGUGGAUGUGGAAGUAGAAUGUAUAUGUGUAUCUCUGGCUCUUUCCCACAGAACACAUUUUUUUCUUUUUGUAAUUUUUGAGAUAGAUAUAUAUUUCUAACAAUUAAGCGGUUAAUUCCUUUUCUUUCUUCAUCCAUCAGCACUGUUCAGUAUUUUUUUUUUAGUGAUAUCAGAUGUAUCUUAGACUAUUAGAUCUGUGUAUAAUUAAAUGGUAUUUCAGCUGUUUGUGAAGAGAGACUGACACUAACUGUUAAAGUCAUUAAAAGAAAAGAACACUGUGGAAGAUUACUUUUCAAAUCAAGCCUAGUUGAUGUAGCUAAAU